AUGCACAGAAUGCUCUUUUUUAAACUUUAGCUUUCAAAUCCAACUGAUAACUCUAUAACAAUCAGGAGAAGCACAGGUACAGUUUCAAAACUACGGACAAGCUCGCAUUUACACAGGACAAACAAGGAAAGGAAAGCAUAAACAUUGAAAUCUUGACUGACAGCAACUCGAUGUAGUCAGGGGUGCAGUCCAUCCACGUGUCACUCAACUCCAUUUUACAUCGUGGAGUUGAGAAACUCCGCUACAGAGUCUCUAGGGAUGUCUAAAUGUCAGGUCUUCAAUCGGCAAACCUAGACGGUUCUGAGGAUUCAACUCACUGGUCGUGACUGCUCGUGAGCUUUCUGCUAAGAAUCCCGGAAACGAGUCUCAACAAGGAGAAGGAGGCGGUUACAUCCGCAUGAUCAUGAAGCGAACGCCAAUGGUCUCGCGGAGGAAUCGGUAGCCACGGUAUUCCCUCUUGUGCGUAGGAAAAUGGGCGGUUUUGGGGAAAGCUCGGUCACGCUGCGUGGGUGUUGAGUGUAUAGUAAAGGGCUGCCACGGCAGUAUUUAGCACAGUCUGCAGUCAGCCGCUCAGUCAACCAACAGCCCAAUCACAGCUAAAACAGCCAAGAGCUUUUCAGCACCAAAAAACAGCGGACAGCUCCUCAAUAAGCGAACACUAUGGUUCUGAUCUGGACCCAGUUUGGAGUGAAAACCAAAAAUGGCAAGUGCAAGGUCCGCGUUAUGAACAGGAAUGACAGCUCGGGCUCUUCAUCAGGGGAGAACCAGAAGGACCAAGAGGUUCCCGUUCUGUCCAGGCCUGUGGGGAAGGAUUUCUACAAGGUCCUGGGUGUCGAGUCUGACUCCAAUGAAGAUGAAAUCAAGAAGGCAUACAGGAAGAUGGCCCUGAAGUUUCACCCCGACAAGAACAGCGCUGCGGAUGCCGCGGACAAGUUUAAGGAGAUUGCAGAAGCUUAUGAGAUUCUGACCGACUCCAAGAAAAGGGUCAUCUAUGAUCAGUUUGGAGAAGAAGGUCUCAAGAACGGAGGCGGGGUGUCCAUGGCAGGCAAAGAGAACAACCCCCAUCACUAUAGUUACCACGGCGAUGCCCACGAGACCUUCUCAACAUUCUUCCAGGGCUCCGACCACUUCGACAUCUUCUUCGGGCCCGACGGCGAGGAGGAGCUUUUCAAUCCCUUUAACCGUUUCACCUUCAGCAAAGGUGAUGGUUACCAUGGUAACUACGGCCCCAACGGUGAGAAACUUCGUCGCGGGCGACGGCAGGGCGUGGCGGUGGUGCACGACCUCCUGGUGACCCUAGAAGAGGUGUUCCAUGGCUGCUCUAAGCACAUGAAGAUCACGCGGCACCGCCUCAACCCAGACGGCCGCAGCUUUCGCACUGAGGACAAGGUCCUGAACGUGGUGGUGAAAAAGGGAUGGAAGGAGGGUACCAAGAUCACCUUUCCCAGAGAGGGUGACGAGACGGCCAAUAGCAAACCCGCUGACGUGGCCUUCAUCCUCAAGGACAAGAAACACCCCCACUACAAGAGGGACGGGUCCAACAUAGUCUAUACGGCAAAGAUCACCCUCAAAGAAGCUCUAUGUGGAUGCACAGUCAACGUCCCCACCCUCGACAACAGGACGAUGCCACUACCGUGCAGUGACGUCAUCAAGCCCGGCGCCAUUCGGCGGCUGAGGGGCGAGGGGCUGCCCCAUGCCAAGACCCCCACCACACGUGGCGACCUGGUGGUGGAGUUCCAGGUGGCCUUCCCUGACAGGAUCCCUCCCCAGUCCAAAGAGAUCAUCAAACACAGCCUCAUUGGGUGCUAACAUGCUAUCGUGCUAACGACCACAACAGCUAGCCGAUACAAUCACAGCCUUGCUAGGUGCUAUGACAAUCCAGCACAGCUUCUCUCUGUGCUUGGUUAAGAGACAAUGGCAGGAAUGGAAUCUUUAAAAACAUAUAUACCUUUUUGAUUAUAGGCACUAUUCAUCAUCUACAAUGCCACAGGGGAAAAGGUUUACAGUUUAACAGGCCAAUGGACUCCUGAGUGUCUGGGCACGUUUUCUGACUGACUGACUAGCCUUUCUCUUGAAUGAAAAAUGGUAGAGGUACUCUUACUGUGUUGCCUAUAUCAAGAAUUUGGUAUGCCAAUAGAGUCAUUCGACUCAUUAGAGAAGCCUGAGGUAGUUGAUUGUCACGUGGCAAAAUUAUUCUACCAGUUGUAUGGUGUUCAUAUGUCUGCACUUUUACAUUGAUUUAUUACAAUAAAUAAACAAAUAUGUACUUGUGUACAAGACUGUACUAAUGUACAAAUAUAGUUAUAACUGUCUCUAAAAGAGAUGAAUUUGUCAAAUGUUCAACUGAAUCAUUUGAAACAUUUGUAUAUAUUUGUGCUUUAACUUAUACCAGAUGUUAAUGUUUUAUUCUAAAUUGACAAAUGGACAAAGAAAAGCAUGUUAAAUAAAUGAAAAUACCUGAAUUUAAAAAAAAGGUUGUGUUUUAUUGUUUUAUUCAAAUGUUCAACACUGGUCAUGAACUAUGAUUCAGGAUAAGAAUAAGCAUGUCCAUAUCACAAAAGGAAAUGUGAAAUACACUGAACAAAACAAAAAAUACAUUCAGCAUGCAAUUUCAACG
Messenger RNA from Oncorhynchus mykiss (rainbow trout), 2617 nucleotides. Its product is annotated as dnaJ homolog subfamily B member 5-like. Gene Ontology annotation, cellular component: cytosol. The record is from RefSeq and is a predicted model, not a curated record. NCBI's taxonomy places the organism in Eukaryota, Metazoa, Chordata, Actinopteri, Salmoniformes, Salmonidae. Gene Ontology annotation, molecular function: protein-folding chaperone binding.